AUGUCAGACAUUCAACAACAACCUGCAGCCGUUUCCGAUGUUCAAGUUGAAGCGAAAGAGACUAAUGUACAAGUAGAGCAAAAAGUAGCAGAAGUCAAGAACGACGUGGAACAAAAAGUUCAAGCUGCAGCAAAUGAAGUCGUCGAUGCAGCUAAAGAUAAAGCUGCCGAAGUGAAAGAUGCAGCAGAAAAGGCAGCUGAUGAUGUUAAAGAAACUGGUGCUCAAGUUGUUAGUGAAGCUAAAGAAGCUGGCGCACAGGCAGCGAACGAUACGGCACAGAAAGCUGGUGAAGUAAAAGAUGCUGUACAAGAAAAGGCCGAACAAGUUAAGGAAGCUGGCGCACAAGCGGCCGAUGACGCCGCACAGAAGGCAGAUGAAGUAAAAACCACGAUCGUUGAAACGGCUGUUCACGCUAAAGAUGCAGCAGUGGAAAAAGCCCAAGACCUGGGACAUGUUGUUGCUGAGUCAGUACAAGCUGUUCCGACAGCUGUAGCUGGUGCUGCUAAUUUAGUAGGUGAACAACUGGUAGCUGCUGGGCAAUGGGCUUCGGAAAAGGUAACUGAAGUCGGUUCAGCCGUUGUUCAUUCGGCAGAAGAAGCUUUGCAAAGUCUGGCCGGAUUAGCUACUGUUGCCAAAGAUAAAGUGACUGAAGUAGUUAGUCAAGCCAUAGAUAGAGGCGCUGAAUUGGAGAAACAAGUGACAGGAAAUGUCGAAGAAGCGAAGGACAAAGCUGAAGAAAAGAUCGAUGAAGCAAAAGCGAAAGGAGAAGAAGUGAAGCAAGAUGUUCAAGAAAAGGCCGGUGAAUUGCAAGAGAAAGCAGCCGAAAAAGUGGAUGAAGCAAAAGAUAAGGCUGGUGAAUUAGCCGCUGCUGCUUCAGGCAAAGCCGAAGAAGUAAAACAAGAUGUUCAAGAGAAAGCUGCUGAAGUCAAAGAUGCAGCUUCGGAAAAAACUGAUGAAGCGAAAGAAAAAGUUAGUGAAGUAGCAACUGCUGCUGCAGAUAAAGUAGAAGAAGUCAAACAAGAUACCCAAGAAAAAGCUGGAGAGGUGAAAGACGCUGUUUCGGGGAAAGUUGAAGAAGCGAAAGAAAAAGCUAGUGAAUUAGUAGAAAAUGCUUCAGCAAAAGUAGAAGAAGUGAAACAGGGUGCUGAGCAAAAAGCGAGUGAAGUGAAAGACGCAGUAGCAGAGAAAGUGGAAGAAGUCAAAGCUGCAGGUCAAGAAGUAAAACAGGAAGUCGAACAAAAAGCUGGUGAGUUGAAAGACGCAGCGGUGGAAAAAGUUGAUGAAGCGAAAGAAAAAGCAGGCGAACUUGCUGCUGAUGUCAAAGCAGCAGGACAAGAAGUGAAACAAGAAGCUGAACAAAAAGCUGACGAACUGAAAGAUAACGCUUCCAACAAAGUCGACGAAGCAAAAGAUAAAGCUGCUGAAUUGACUGCUGAUGCUCAAGCGAAAGGCGAAGAAGUCAAACAAGUUGCUGAACAGAAAGUUGACGAAGCGAAAGACAAAGCUGGUGAACUCGCUGCAGACGCCAAAGCAGUGGGGCAAGAAGUCAAACAGGAAGCCCAACAAAAAGCUGAUGAAGUAAGAGACAAAGUGUCUGAGAAAGUCGAUGAUGCAAAAGAUAAAGUUGCCGAAGUUGCAGCUGAUGCUAAGCAAGCGGGCGAAGAAGUGAAAAAUAAUCUUGAACAACAAGCCGAACAACCUCCAACGAACGUCCCGUCAACAAACACAGUUGAAACUGCAACACCAUCAAACGAUCAAGCUGCACCUGCUAACAUAGCCGAAACGAAAUAA
Molecule: messenger RNA, 1791 nt
Organism: Adineta ricciae
Lineage: Eukaryota; Metazoa; Rotifera; Eurotatoria; Adinetida; Adinetidae
Source: the annotation of a GenBank genome assembly